Molecule: messenger RNA, 720 nt
Organism: Cyanidioschyzon merolae strain 10D
Lineage: Eukaryota; Rhodophyta; Bangiophyceae; Cyanidiales; Cyanidiaceae
Exons: 1
Coding region: 1-720 (239 amino acids)
Source: RefSeq, a predicted model, not a curated record
AUGACCACAGACCCGAGUAGCAGCGAUCGCACAACACCGGAGAACGGUAUUCAUAUAAAGGCAAAAGAGAUGGUUCAGCGUCUCGACGAAGAGUUUUCGCGUUUUCCGCGGAUCGAACCAGCCUAUACGACGGUUAAGCGGCGCGUUCAGCGGGUAGUCGACGAUCCUCGCGUGCGCACGGCGUACGAGACCGAGGUCAAGCCACGCGUCAGGGCGGCGGUGACGCGCCUCGAGGGCGUUGAGCUUUUCACCCUGCGCGUGUUUGUGGCGCUUCUGUACCAACUGGAAAGCGUGCUGGACGGUAUGCUGCACCGGUUCGGGGAGAGCGCGCCUGCCUCUCAUGCCGCACAGCAGUCGUCCGGUGCAGGAGCGGAACCAGACGAAUGUAGUCCUGUUUCAGCAGCGGACUCAUUGGAUACAGCUAUUCGCAAGUUGAGAGCACGGGCGUGCCGUGUGCGCGUCCAGGUCGUGGAGCUGCUGAACGCCUCAGUUGCUGGCGCUCGUCGCGUGGGCGACCAGGCGGGCACUUUCUUGGCCGAUGAACGCACAGUUCUCUACCGCUACGCCAAGUCGCUGGUCGUCCGUCUCCUCUCGAUGCUGAGGUCGCUCGCUGACUACGGCUUGAACGCUCUGGGUAAGGAGUAUACACCGGUAUCGGUACCGGUACCUCCGGGGCAGAGCGGCGCAGCAGAGGCAAGUCAAGCGUCGGGCGUGCUAUGA